This is a messenger RNA of Penicillium samsonianum, 1089 nucleotides long. Its product is annotated as zinc-binding alcohol dehydrogenase family protein. The coding region runs from base 1 to 1089 and encodes 362 amino acids. Lineage: Eukaryota; Fungi; Ascomycota; Eurotiomycetes; Eurotiales; Aspergillaceae. The transcript has 2 exons. The record is from RefSeq and is a predicted model, not a curated record. Gene Ontology annotation, molecular function: oxidoreductase activity, acting on NAD(P)H.
AUGGCAUCCCAAGGUGAAUUACCCCCAAAUCAGACCGGCAUCAUUCAACAUGAAGGCGGCAUUCUUCAAAUCACCCAUGGUCUACCUAUCCCAGAACUCGGCCCCCACCAAAUGUUGGUGAAGACUGCUGCCGUGGCCCUCAACCCCUGUGAUUAUAAAAUGCCACUGAGGUUCCCGACCCCAGGUCUCUGGGAUGGGUGUGACUUUUCAGGAACAGUGGUUGCGCUAGGAAGCGAAGUUGCUGCACAGGGGCGAUUCCGCCUUGGAGAUCAGGCUUUUGGUGCCGUUCAGGGCUCAAAUAUGUCAGAUCCAAUGUCUGGAGCCUACUGCGAGUACAUUCGAACCGAACCGGAUCUUACUUUCCAUGUUCCUAAAGGAAUGGAUCUUGUCAAUGCACCCUCCCUCUCAGGGACCGCAAUUGCGACUCUUGGGGUUGCUCUUUUUUGGUCACUUCAAUUGCCCGGAACAUUGCACACACCAGCAUCCAAAUCCGAGGAUGUUCUGGUAUACGGUGGAAGUAGCACUGUAGGACUACUUGCAAUCCAGAUGGUGAAGCUCUGUGGCCACCGCGUAAUCACCACAUGCUCCCCUCAUAACCGCGACUUGGUUACAUCAUACGGGGCAGAUCUUGUCUUUGAUUACAACUCACCAACUUGUGGCGAAGAGAUUCGAGCGGCCACAAAGAACACCUUGCGAUAUGUGCUUGACCCCUUUGCGGAAGCCAAGACUCUGCGAUUGUGCUAUGCAGCCAUUGGUCGUACUGGAGGAAGGUACUGUGCACUUGAGCAAUAUCAAGAGAGUCUUUGCUCGCGAAAGACAAUCAAGCACGAACUAGUCAUGGGAGGUGCCAUCUCGGGACGAGGUGUCGAGCUCCCAGACCCAUACGGCAUUGCGCCACGAUCCGAGAUUGGAGUCUGGGCUCGGUCAUGGUACCUAGAACUCCAACAAUUGAUAAACAAUGGGAAGCUUAAACCUUGUCAAACUCAAAUCAUUCCAGGCAAAUUUGAAGGGAUCUUGGAAGGUUUGGACAUGCUGCGAAAUAGAAGGGUUUCGGGGAAGAAGCUUGUCGUCCCUAUGACCACGAAAUGA